Cuscuta campestris is the source of this 2029-nucleotide messenger RNA. NCBI's taxonomy places the organism in Eukaryota, Viridiplantae, Streptophyta, Magnoliopsida, Solanales, Convolvulaceae. The record is from the annotation of a GenBank genome assembly.
AUCAAAUUUUUAUAAAAUAUAUCUAUGUAUAAAUAAAGAUAUUAGUGGUCAAAAUGCAAUUUAGGAGACCCUAAAAAGUCAAAUGGAAGAAUAAUAUAUAAUAUAAUGAUGGAUAGGUCUCCGCUCGAGCUGGGCGAUUCACGCCGCCCCCGUGAAUUUCGAUUUACAGGGAAAGGUUUCCGAUCUAAACCUUGGGAAAGGUUUUCUGCCAUCGAUUAUGGCCGCCAAUUAUCAGAUAGUGCAAGGUUACUUCAAUCGCAGCGGCAUUUUCAGAAAGGGGUUUACAAAAAUCAGCGAGGGGUUACCUUCCAACCGAGUUCAUCCAGAGGUCAAAACAGAUUGGGCCUCCCCGAUGAAGCCUACUUUCUUCGGAGGAUUAAAAAACCUCAAUCUAGAGGUUACAAUCCAGAGAAAGCUGGGAAACUCCUUCCAUAUUCAGGUCCAUUCUCCUUAUCUAAUGGCAAGCUCUCCAUCCAUAUUGAAAGUAAAAGGUAUGAUUUCCACCACUCAGGUUCGUUUCAUAUAUCAGAGAUGAAGAAAGGUUAUUUUCGUACCAUUUCUGUUUCCACCACUUUGGCUCUUUGGGUGCUUGAAUCUCUGGAACAUCACGUUAUGACUACAGCUAAUUGGAUACUCUUUCGAUUUGAAGGGGAAAACUCAGUGAAUAUUAAUUGGGGAUCAAACUCGUUUGGGGAGUUUGUGAAGAUUACUUCUGUUUUUGAGAAAAUCAGAUCCACUAUUUGUGUCCCUUUCGGUGCUAGAAAGCUUGGUUUAAAAUUCUUUAUCAAGGCACUAUCUAGGUCCCUUCUUGAUAGAAAUGAUGUGAUUCCCCCUUCUCAUACUUCAGCACCUAGUGAGGAGAUUCAAGGAGGUGAAAUGGCUGCGAUUCUCACAGGACCCCCAAGCCCCAAACCAGAUUGGAAAGACCCAAUAAUUGAUGAUCUCGUUCAACAGCCUGUCCAGAAGGAAUCUACUAUCCCAGGUCUCCUUUUCCAUUCGGACAUUAAUGAUUUUUGCCUCAACGAAAACAGUAUUGACAUAUGCUGCAAGGGAGAUUACGAUGAGGAAUUCAAGAUUCUAGAGCCCUUGUUCACAGAACAUUUUGAAUCAAUGUUCGAGGAGUCAUCCUGUUAUUUAAGGGAGGCAAUGACAAUUGCAAUGGUACGUGAUAAGCUGCAGAAGGGUAUUUUGAAGAAUGGUAAAGGUAAGGCAUUCAGGAUGACAAGGCAAGUGACUAGGAGCAUCGAGGCUGUAGAUUACGUCAAGAUAAGGGGUACUAAAAACCCGGUCUACUUAAUCUAUUCUAAUGAGGACUCUAGAGUUAUACAAUCCUGCUGUGGAGAAUUUUUACAGCACUUCUAAACACGCUGUUGCCGUGGACCAAGCUCAGGACUGGCUGAGUUCAGAUUUUGGUAGCGUCCUAGAUUUCUUAUUGGCCCCUUUGAAUGGUUGUUUUGUAAGGGUUGAUGGGUUCUUUCUUCUCUGUCCUUGUUUGCUCAUUUGGGUCUUUAGCUAGGGAUUUGGAGUUGCAGCAACAUUUUCCUUAUGGGUCUUGUGGAUUGAUGGUUCUUUGCUAGACGGGAAGCUACUCUUUACCUGAGUAGUUCUCGUGCUGUUUUGGUAUUCUGCCUCAAGGGAGUUGGAACUGAUGUUGGGUUCUCUAUAUGCCUUGACACAGAUUGGUUGUUUGUUUAAGAGCAGCGCCUAUUUCACAGAUUUAUCGUUUCACUCUGCUUUUAGGAGUCAAGGUAAAAUCAUGUUACCUGGCCGGAUGUUACUAUCAUCACUUUGGGUUAUAUGAGACUCUUCCACUUUGCUCUCCUGGGAAAGCAAUAUGCAGGAUUGGUAUUACUGCUUAGGACAGUUGAAAGGUUUUGACAGACUGCUUGGCGGGUUUCCUUGGACAGAUGACAGGCUGCUUGGCUUGUUUUGUAAAGUAACUAUGCUGUACUGGGUUUUUGUUUUAGUUGUUUGUUUUGUAGACCGGUGUGUUGGGUUGGCCACCCCUCUCUUGGAUUCCUUAUCUUUU